This is a messenger RNA of Plectropomus leopardus (leopard coralgrouper), 5829 nucleotides long. The record is from RefSeq and is a predicted model, not a curated record. Lineage: Eukaryota; Metazoa; Chordata; Actinopteri; Perciformes; Serranidae.
CCUGCACGCGUACACCAGGAUCAGCAUCUCCAUGAUGGUGGUGUUCACAUCCCUGAAGAGGACGUCAUAGCUGGGAGUCGAACGAGCCCGAUCGACUCCUCCGUUUGCUCUACAAACAUGCUCUACGUGUCCUGGAGGACUGCACUGGAAUUUCAAAGGCAAAUGUCUGACAAAGGGAAGAGGACAAGUGAAGAGAGGAGAAGCAACAGCAAGGAUGAGGCGAGAAAAGACGUAUAACCAGUGAAGACGGGAUGACGGGGACAGUCGCAGACAGUCGCAGACAGUCGCAGACAGUCGGAGAUAGUCGGAGACAGGACUCCAGUUCAUCAGGACUUUUUUCGGACUCUUCCUUCAUCGCGGCAGCAUGCAGAGUUUUCUUCACGGAUUCAAACUAACGCGCUGUAGGGGGGUCUCAUCCAGUCCGGGACCGGGGGGGAGGAGGAGGCAGGCUGCUCGUGGCCGCGGGAGACGCACCCUCGGCGGGGUGAGGCUGGGCUGAAGCGCCGCUGUGGCGGAGGAUGCUGCGGGAGUAGAGCGGCUCAAAGAUGGGGAAGGACCAGGAACUGCUGCAGGCGGUGAAGACCGAGGACCUGCUCACCGUGCAGAAGCUGCUGCAAAGGCCCCGGCCAGGGAAAGCAAAGCUCCUCGGUUCUGCAAAGAAAGUGAACGUCAACUUCCAGGAUACAGACGGAUUUUCUCCGCUGCAUCAUGCUGCGCUCAACGGGAACCUGGAGCUCAUCACUCUGCUGCUGGAGUCUCAGGCUGCUGUCGACAUACGAGACCAGAAAGGUAUGCGGCCGCUGCAUUAUGCCGCCUGGCAGGGGAAAGCAGAGCCAAUGAAGAUGCUGUUGAAAUCUGGUUCUUCUGUCAACAGCCAAUCAGAUGAAGGACAGAUUCCUCUCCACCUGGCGGCGCAGCACGGACACUACGACGUGUCGGAGAUGCUGCUGCAGCACCAGUCAAACCCGUGUAUUGUAGACAACGCAGGGAAAACCCCUCUGGACCUGGCCUGCGAGUUCGGCAGAGUCGGGGUGGUCCAGUUGUUGUUGUCCAGUAACAUGUGUGCUGCUUUGCUGGAGCCCAAAAAAGGAGACACCACCGACCCCAACGGGACGUCUCCUCUCCACCUGGCCGCCAAGAACGGACACAUAGACAUCAUCAGACUGUUGAUCCAGGCAGGUAUUGACAUCAACAGGCAGACCAAAGCGGGGACGGCGCUGCAUGAAGCGGCGCUGUGCGGGAAGACGGAGGCCGUGAGACUCCUGCUGGAGAGCGGCAUCAACGCCACCGUGAGAAACACCUACAGCCAGACGGCUCUCGACAUCGUCUACCAGUUCACCGCCACGCAGGCCAGCCGAGAGAUCAAGCAGCUGCUGAGAGAUGCGUCAGCGGCUCUUCAGGUUCGAGCUCUGAAGGAUUACUGCAACAACUACGACCUGACGAGCCUCAACAUCAAAGCAGGAGACGUCAUAACGGUUCUGGAGCAGCACCCUGACGGACGCUGGAAAGGCUGUAUCCAUGACAACCGGACAGGAAAUGACCGAGUGGGCUACUUCCCUUCCACCAUGGUGGAGGUCAUCAGCAAGCGCACAGGUUUGGCCAGCACAGUCAUUUGCACUCAACAGUUUCAAAAGAUACCGCUGGUUCCUCCGGCGACGGUUGCCCCUGCCAACGCGGUAGUCAACGGCAACGACACCACGUUCCAUCAGAUCCAUAUCCUGCCUCCACCGCCUCCUCCUCCACCACAUUCCCAUCAGCCACUGCUUCCACUUUUCACUUCCUUUGGCUAUAACAAGUCGCCCGUGACAACCCCACAGGGAGACACACCCACUGCCCCAGGUUGUCGCGGCUCAGAGGCAAGUCCUCACAGCUCCCCCACCACGUCCGGCGGGCCCCACGGAGGCUCCAACGAGGAGAUCUGGGUGCUGCGCAAGCCCGUGGCAGGUGGAGACCGCAGCAGUGUGGGGAGUUCUGGCAGUGUAACCAGUGUGAGGUCGUCCGGCAGCGGUCAGAGCGCCGGCAGUGCUGCACACAUCCUCCAUGCACAGGCUGAGGGGGUUAAGCUUCUUGCUACAGUGUUGUCCCAGUCUGCCAAAGCCAAGGAGCACCUGAUGGAGCAGUCCAAGUCCGUGGACCAGCCUGCAGGCUCCGCCGGCUCCUCACGGACAUCGAGCCAAUCGGGCUGUCCGCUCCACGAAGCGCCGCCUUACGACGCCACGGCGACCAGGAAGGGGGAGGGGCAAGGCGAGGGGAAGGUAGGACAGUCCCAAAGACUCUCUCCCUCCUUCAUACAAACACGCACGAGUCGCCCACAGACCAUCAAACGGCAGCAUGAUGUAGCUCAGUCAAACACACACACCCUCUCACUCACACUAGAUCUCGAUUGGUACUGCCACCAGAAGAAGCUGAUGCUGGCGGUAAAACGACUGGCAGAAAUGCAGCGCAGCUCAGACGGGCGAGGCUCACUCAGAAAGAAGCCCCCGCCAAUCACGCAGCAGCAGGAAGUCAUGUCAGUGGACAGCCCGCCGCCAGACGAGAUCAUGUCUCCAAAGAUGAGCACUUUCCAGGACAGCGAGUUGAGCACGGAACUACAGAGCGCCAUGACUCAGCCAGGUCAGGAGGUCAAAGCUCAGCGCACACGCAGCAAAGACCAUGAUGAGGUGAUGACAGGAGGAGGAGGAGGAGGAGGAGGAGGAGGAGGAGGGGGAGGAGGUGCUGGGCCGCCUAAGAAGGAGGCGCGAACUAUGAGGCAGCAGAGCAGCCAGGGCAGCACCUCCUCUCACAGAGGCAGCGUCUCCUCUCAAGGCAAACACCGUCACUCCCACUCCCAUUCCCAGCCAGCGCCUCCGUACACGCCCCCGCACACCCCGACCAAGACGAGAACCUCCUCAUCCUCGUCUACCUCCUCCGCCCAGAGCACAGCGUCCCCACAGGCCAAACACAAGCCGUCCCCCCAGUUCAUCCAGGGCGAGAGACCUCAGUCACCGCGCUCACACCCUCCUCAGUCUCCGACCCAACGAGGACCUCCGUGUAACCAGCUCCCGCCACAGCAGCAACAGCAGCCUCAAGUCCAGCAGCACCAGGCGCACCCGCAGCACCCACAGACGCAGGUGAUGGAGGUCAGGGAGAACCAGCAGCCCCAGCAGGUCCCGGUCCUCUGCCUCCCGCCAGAGGCCGAGCCGGCUGAGGGGGAAGGAGAGGAGCCUUCAGCGCUCCAGAAGAAACGCGCCCACAGUCUCAACCGCUACGCCGUCUCAGAUGGGGAGUGUGACGAGAGGGCGGGUGGGGGUGGAGGACGGGAAGGAGAAGCAGAGGUAGCGGGAAAUCAGGGCUCAGCCACCGUCAGAGCGGACGGAGUCAAAUACGCCACGGUGACCCACCGCGUCAGCCGCAGCCACUCCGUCCGCAACCAGGACAAAACCGUCGGCCGCAACCAGACGCAGUCGUUUGCCCUGCGUCAGAAGAAGAAAGGCCCGCCGCCACCGCCGCCCAAACGCUCCAGCUCCGCCAUCUCCACCUCCAACUCCAACCUGACGGAAGCAAACGUGCAGCCGCCGGCGCUCACCACCACGGGCGGGAUGCUGGACGUGCCUUACCACCAACAGCGGCGGGCCAGCGACCUUGGGGUGUCUGUGGAGACGGCUGCCGUGGAGACAAGCAGUGUGGGGAGUGUCAGGAGCAUCGCCGCCAUGUUGGAGAUGUCUUCCAUUGGAGGUGGAGCCAAAGGCAUGGCGCUGCAGAAGAACUUCCUGCAGGUGGGGAAAACACGCGACGCCAUCGGUCUGGACGGCGAGGUGGUGAACCGACGGCGGACCAUCAGCGGCCCGGUCACUGAGCUGGUGGCAGCUGCCAGGCGUGACCAACCAGCUCCAUCUGCUUUUCCCGCUCCCGCCAUCCAGCCUGAAACCUCCCCUCCCCCUGUGAACUCCUCCUCCCCCAACCCUCCGUCCUCCCCCCACCCGAGCUCGGGAGGCAGCGGCAGUUCGUCGGAAAACCUGCCGUUUGCAGACGAGGGAAGCCUGACCAUCCGCCGUCAGGGUCGAGGAGAAGGAGAAGGACAGUGUGUAUUUUGUGUCUGUCUGCAGGGCGACGGUGAGGCUCCCCAGGGUGACGGAGGCUACACGCAGGAGGACAUCUCCAGGGUCGAGGCCACGGCGACCUUAAAGCGACGGCCCCGCAGCUCCAAGCCCCACCCCAACGGCUCCGACUUCACCCUGCAGGAGUCGUCCACCGUCAAACGGCGGCCCAAGAGCCGCGACAAGGAGCCCGAGGGCUACGCGGAGCUGGCCGCUAAUGGAGAGCCUGUUGCGACCGGGCAGCCCAACACCACGCAGCCGGUGCCGUACCAGAACGGUACGGCGACAGUAAAACGCCGCCCGGUGUCUGACGCUGGAGUGACGGAGCAGCCACAACCUCAACCUCAACCGCCAGUGACUGCUGCUCCCCGCAGAGACAGUGUGGACCAAGGAGCUCCGGCGGCCAAUGACGGAGGUCCGGUGAGAAAACCGAAGCCUCCGGUGUCCCCAAAACCUGUGGUGGCACAGAUAAAGAGACAGGCAGGUCCACCGACGCCCCCGCAGCCCGUCUCCAACAAGAGAGUCCCCCUGCCCGGUCCAGGGACGCCUGGAAGCCCAGGUGAAGGGAAGAAAAUUCCUCCACCUGUGUCGCCUAAACCGGCGCCCCCGCCCACGGCACCCAAACCGGCCAAGCUCAUCCACUCCAUGACCAGUCCCCCCUCCCCGACCCCGGCCCCCACCCCGGUGAAGCAGCACCCCGCGGUGGCCCGACAGACCAGCUCGCCGCCCUGCUUCCCCCCCUCAAACAUCCCCAGUCCGCCGAACGCCAAACCGCUGAGCCCGUCCCCCCAGAGCCCCCACACACCGCAGACCCCCACCACACCACAGACGCCCCAGACCCCCGCCACCCCCAGCCCGACACCGCCGCCCGUCAAGCCCCCUCGCUCCUCCAUUGGGGGCGUGUCAGUGGACAGUGGGAUGGUGGGCAGCGGGCUGACGGCGCCGGUCGCCACGACGCCGGACUUCAGUGUGGAUUCUCUGGUGCAUCAGAAACUGGAGGAGACGAGCGCGUCGCUGGCUGCAGCUCUGCAGGCCGUGGAGGAUAAAAUACUGCGGCACGAGGAUUCUGUGGCUGAGCAGAAGACCACGGUCAGCAUCCUCGACGACAUCGGCAGCAUGUUCGACGACCUGGCCGACCAGCUGGACGCCAUGUUGGAGUAACCAUGGUAACCAGUCAGCGUGUCUCCACGGCAACGCUGCAUCAGGAGUGACUCAGAUGGCACAAUGAGCUACACGCCUCUCCAUCUCUCCCUCUCUCUUCAUCCUCCUCUCUCUCUGUCUGUCGAGCUCAUCCCCCUCUCACUCCUUCUGUCCUCCGUCUUUCCAUCUGUCCAUCUGUCCGUCUGUCCGUCCGCUGCUGCUGCUGCUCUGGAAAAACCUCCUCUCUCCUCCUCUUCCUCUCAUGACCUGUCGCUGAUGGUGAAAAAGAUGACGGAGCGGUGUCUGAAUGGAUGUGUGUUUGAGACACUGAAAAGAGAGAGGGUUAAAAAAAGAAGGAAAAAAAAAGGACCAAACGUGGAGAGAAAAUUAAAAAAAAAAUCACAAGAUGGAGAGACGAAGAAACGAAGACGGAGGAGGCUGCAAUCAAAACGUGGGUCUUUUCAGAACUCCACACGGACUCUUUAAGCUCCGAACAAACAAACUUAACUAAUACUGAUUGAAAAACCAACUGUGUGCUGAAUCAUAGUAUGGUAUGUGUACAUUCUAAGCAUGGAGAGUUUAUAUCUACUGAAAAAGUCCUGCAUUAGCACAG